AUGCUCUGGAUGUGCCUCUGUGUGAUCGUGUUCCUUCCCAUCAGCACGAGAUGUAGCACAGGGCCUUUCCAUGUUGUUGGACCAGGUCAUGUUCUUCAUGCUGUUGCUGGUGAAGACCUUGUCCUACCCUGCACCCUCAAGCCCAGCAUUAGUGCAGAGGGGAUGACUGUGGAGUGGUUUAGACUGAACUAUCACACAGCGAAACCCCUGGUGCAUCUUUACAAAGACUAUAGGGCUCAAAAUGACAACCAGAUCCAGUCUUACAAGGGAAGGACCUCUCUGUUCCAAGACGACUUAAAGAAUGGCAAUGUCUCACUGAAACUCAGCCAGGUGCAGCUAUCUGAUGAGGGAGACUACAAAUGCUACAUACAAUCUGAAAUAUACGAUGAUGAUAACCUUGUCCGGGUCAUUAUCAGAGGUAUUGGGCAAGCCCCACUGUUGUCUUUAGAAGACAAUGCGGAUGACAGAAUCAAUCUGGUAUGUGAGUCUGGAGCCUGGAAACCCAAGCCAUCCAUUGAUUGGUUGGACCAUGAGGGGCGAAUCCUGAACGCAGAGCCUCCAGAAGAGCUCAGUGAUGCUCAGGGCUUCACAGUGAAACGACAGCUGACCAUACACAAGAACGAUACAAAGCGAUUUGUUUGCAGAGUGUCACAGAUGGAUUCCAGAAUAGACACAAAAGUUACUAAAGAGGCCAUGGUUCAAAUCCCUAGUAAGAAAAAAUAUAAUUUUAUGGUCUCUGCAUAAUAUGUAUUUCCUCAAUAGCUUUAUUUGAUGAUGAUGUAUGAAAUUACCCCGCAUAGACUCCAAGAAACCAAUUGUUAUGCAUGCUGUUAAGUGUAGAGUGUAUAUUUUUAACCUUUUUUUCCAGAAUGCUGCCCAUUCACAAAUGUAGGCUAUGUCUUUUGAGAAGCCAGUCUGGUCCUUGUUUAGACCAGCCAUUGAGACCACGGCGCGCAAGGCAAUGCGGGAUCCAGGCUUGUGCAUACUUCAGAAUUUCUGAAUUGAAUUAAACUCAGGAAGUGGAAUUGAAUGUAAAUUUGAAUUGACUCCACCCCUAGAGGAUGUUGGAUUUAAUUCAAUUUGAAGGGCAGGAAAUGGAAUUGAAACUGAAUUGCAAUUCAGAGAAAUUCAUCCAGCCACCACAUGUCAGUGAGAUUAUGAUACUUUGACAUGUGCUUUCUGCUAAAUAAUCAUGAUUACAUCACAGGGACAAUACAGCACCA
This is a messenger RNA of Engraulis encrasicolus (European anchovy), 1223 nucleotides long. RefSeq names its product butyrophilin subfamily 1 member A1-like. The coding region runs from base 1 to 744 and encodes 247 amino acids. The transcript has 3 exons. Gene Ontology annotation, molecular function: signaling receptor binding. NCBI's taxonomy places the organism in Eukaryota, Metazoa, Chordata, Actinopteri, Clupeiformes, Engraulidae. Gene Ontology annotation, biological process: T cell receptor signaling pathway; regulation of cytokine production. Gene Ontology annotation, cellular component: external side of plasma membrane. The record is from RefSeq and is a predicted model, not a curated record.